Zychaea mexicana is the source of this 1038-nucleotide messenger RNA. RefSeq lists its product as uncharacterized. The record is from RefSeq and is a predicted model, not a curated record. The transcript is spliced from 5 exons. Gene Ontology annotation, molecular function: oxidoreductase activity. NCBI's taxonomy places the organism in Eukaryota, Fungi, Mucoromycota, Mucoromycetes, Mucorales, Lichtheimiaceae. The coding region runs from base 1 to 1038 and encodes 345 amino acids.
AUGAACAGAGAGCCAACUCAACUGGGUAUUAGGAUCACUGCCGGUGUUUUAACAACAGCGUUAGCUUGUCAUCUCUUGGUUGUUCGUUUUGUGCGCUAUCGCUACAUUAAUAAACUCAAACGCAAAUACCCAGAUCCAAGCAUAGCAUUGCGCGAUUUUGAUGUGGCAGAGGAAGUCUUUCAUAUCACUAGUCGACGGGAAUUUCCAUCAUUGGAACUCGCGCUAUUCCGGACGUAUGCGGUACCCACAAUUAGUAGACUGCUCUUUGCCACUGGCGAAUUCAGCAAAAACACUAGCAAGCGUGCCGAAGACACUGAGCUAAUCUUGCUUGAGCUUGCUGAUGCAUACUCUCAUAUUGAACUUUUAAGAAAAGGCAAUCGAGUUCCUACACAAGAAGAGAUCGAUGAACAACGCCAACGUCCAAAAGAUGCACUUGCACGGUUAAACGAAAUCCAUGGCAAAUAUCCUAUUUUGAACGGCGACUAUUUGUAUACACUUUCAUUGUUUAUUGUCGAACCCAUCAAGUGGGCCAUUUUUCGCUUGUGGUACGAAAUCGGGAAACGCAUGAAUUUAAAAGACAUUCCUCCAACAGUCCAAAAAAUGAUCGAGUUUAACAAGAAAUAUGCCAGAGAAAAUGUACAUCAUGCAACUACCAACUGGAAGGUUGGAAAACCAACGGUCGAGCAUCUAUUAGGCCGGUUCCCCAAAUUCCUGCAUCCCAUCCUGUCACCUAUCGUGUUCGGGUUUCUUCCAGCUUUACUGGAACCAGUGGAUGUAGCAGGAUUUGGUUUGAAGCCAGCACAUGCAUCCCUUAUCACAUUGGUCAGCAUAGGCUUCCAUAUUCGUGCGUUUUUCAUUCGCCAUUGUAUGCUGCCCCGUUACACAACAGUUUUGCGGACACCUCUUAAGCCUGAUCCCAAAACGAAACGUUACAAGCCCCUUUACAACAUGUAUGAUCCAACCUACCCAGAUGGUUACUGUAUUUUUGAGCUUGGACCUGAUAAAUACAAACCCAUGAAGUGCCCUAUACCCCAUUGA